Papilio xuthus (Asian swallowtail) is the source of this 2587-nucleotide messenger RNA. RefSeq lists its product as uncharacterized. The record is from RefSeq and is a predicted model, not a curated record. The transcript is spliced from 6 exons. Gene Ontology annotation, molecular function: RNA binding. The coding region runs from base 138 to 1481 and encodes 447 amino acids. NCBI's taxonomy places the organism in Eukaryota, Metazoa, Arthropoda, Insecta, Lepidoptera, Papilionidae.
GUUUAUUGAAUCAUAAUCUAUUUGUUGUCUAGAAUUUCAUUUCUUUUUUGACGCUCUCCAGAGGUGUCAUAGGUAUUCUACAGUAAUAUAUUUAAAUAUUAUAAUUAUAUAAGUGAAGAAUCGUAUAUUAGAUAGAAAUGUCUCCUAUUAGGCAGCAUUAUUCAUCAAGUACCGUUAAUCAGUAUGAAUUAUCAUCAAGAUUACUGUCGCUAACCGAAAAUGACGCUUCCUACACUUUGACGCAGAUCAAUGGGCAGAGAAUUUUUAAAAAAGCUCCUCAUGCUUGGCACGGACCCGAACCAUCUAGAAAAUGUGAGGUUUUUAUCGGAAGAAUUCCUCAUGAUUGCUUUGAGGAUACAUUGGUUCCUCUGUUUCGCCGGGCGGGUGAUUUAUUCGAGUUUCGCCUCAUGAUCAACUUUUCGGGAUGGAACAGAGGGUACGCGUUUGCAAUGUACGCAACGGAAGCUGAAGCAAGCAACGCCAUCCGCAUGUUCAAUAACUACAUGAUCAGGCCAGCUUGGCUCCUAGGUGUCUGCCCCUCGAUUAACAAUUGCCGCAUAUACAUCUCUCGCAUCCCGUCGACGACGCCUUCGGCCGACAUCGUACGGCUGCUGUACGCGCUGACGGACGAGGUGCAGGAGGUGCGCAUCCGGCGCUCUAUGGCGUCAUGCGCCGCCAUUGUGGAGUACCGCUCACAUCGCGGGGCCGCCAUCGCGCGCAAGGCGCUAGUGGCCGCGGCCUCGGCGGCCUGGGGCGCUGGCGCGCGCCCUGUCGUGGACUGGUCCCUUCCGCAGUCGCCGCAGCUGCUGCGCCAGUAUCGUGAGGUCGGGCGCUGGAGCCCCGAACGCGGCGUGGAGCUGGUGCGUACAGCAGAGGAGAUGGGCUCGCCACCACCGCUCGCCGCCGCCGCCUCGUACUCGCUGGAGCCCUGGGUGCAGGUCCGCCGCAUGCGCAUGAUACACGAGGCGGCGCAGCGCAACACGGCCGCUCACACUGAUUGGGGCAAUAGCAGCAUGUCCAAUGACAUGGGCCUGUUUACGACCUCUAUGGCUUCGCUCAACCUCGGGGGCGGAUUGGGCUUGGAAGAGGAGCGAGCGGUGUGGUCGCCCGUCGAGCCUGCCCCAGUGGCCGAGGACUACGUGCCUGCUUUGCAACGUAAUGGGGGUGAACCAUUUACAUUCCGUAAUGGGGGCGUAACUCCCGCAUCUCGCAAUGGUAGCGUCGCUUCAUCUCCAUAUAAUAUUGGUGCGGGAGCCGGUGCAUGCAACGGUACUGUAGCAGGUGCAACGCGCAACGGCACUGUGCCACUGGCCUCGGCUGCUGGCAAUGUCGGCAUGGGCGGGUUGGGUGAUCUGGGCGAGCUGGGAGUCGGCGCGCCGGCAGCACCUGACUCGUUCCCGUCCCCGCCGCCGGGCGAAUUCAAUCCGUGGACCGCCUACCAUCCGAUGCAGGAUUUCAUUGGCCGCAAGGCUAGGGAGUGAGUUGGUCGUCCUUGGAUUAAACACUGUGCAGGGUGCUCUGGUUGUUUUACUUUAAUAGGCCUUGAUGUUAUUUAACAAAAAAAUUUAGAAUGAAAUAUUUUAUGUAUUCCAUUGAUUAUGCAUGAUUAUGGUAAUAAUAACAUAUAUAAAAUGAAAUUAUUAUAUCAAAGUAUAUAUUUGGUGCAUACUAAAUAUUUUCUACAUAUGUAUGUCAUUUUGGUGUUUGGCCCUGCACAGUUUAUCCAAUAUUUAUUUUUCUUAAUGUUGUUUCUUUGUUAAUGUUGAUUAAUUUCUUAAAUGAAUUAGGAAUGUCGUCUCUAUUGUUCAAAUUUGCAUGCCGAGGGGAUUACAGUAGUUUGUAGGAUAUGGCAUGGGACAGUUUUAUCUAGCAUUUUUAACUGGAAGUUGCCUUUGCUCUUCGUAUAGAUAAUUAACCUCAAAACCAGAUAAAGCUAAUUGAUAGUACUGUCCUAUUCCUGUGACUAAUUGGCGUUAAAACGGCGACAUUGAGAAGCUUGUGAGCUGUUGCUUUUUUUUGCUUGGGUGACCACCCAUGUGUCGCUCGUCUAGCCUACGCUUCUCGUAAAGUCCCUUUUGCAUUUGCUGUAAAACAAGAGAGGUAAAAUAAAAUAUUUUAGAAAUUUUUAAUUUAAACUUAUAUUUUAAUUAAGAAUCUAAUUGGAAAGUACAAUUGAAUGUAUUAAAUUUUAUGCUUUUUGUAAGACGAAAUGGAUAUAUUUAAGCGUGUGGUUUUUCAUUGUUUAAUCAUUUAGAAUAUGAAUUAAGUGCAACCGCGGCGGAGCGAGGGCUCCGCUCUCGCAUAAGAUAACCGCACGGGGAUAUAUCUAAGUUUUUGAAGUUUUUUUCAAAGAAAAUAUUCAUCUUAUUGUAGUUUACUAUUUCUGUGUAUCAAUUAAGUAUAUUUAAAAUCAGGUUUUAAGAACUUAAAUCAAUUUGGAACUGUUUUCUCUGCAAUAAUAGAGUAUACAAGCAUUAUGAAAUUGGCAAAAUCUAAACCUUUUGUAGUUCGAAAAUAUGAAUUUAUCUCUCGAUGUUUUAUUAGUUUUUAACAUGAUUAUUGCAUGCCAGUGAAUUAAUUAAAUAAA